Molecule: messenger RNA, 1485 nt
Organism: Camelina sativa (false flax)
Lineage: Eukaryota; Viridiplantae; Streptophyta; Magnoliopsida; Brassicales; Brassicaceae
Product: deoxyhypusine synthase
Biological process (GO): peptidyl-hypusine biosynthetic process
Cellular component (GO): cytoplasm
Molecular function (GO): deoxyhypusine synthase activity
Source: RefSeq, a predicted model, not a curated record
AAAAGAUUCGUUGUGAAGAUGGGUCAUCAUCCUUUAUUCCGUUUAAUCUUAGAACCCUAGAACACUCCCAAAACCCUUUUACUAACACUUCCAGAUCCAGCGAAAUCGAUUUUGGUCUUCGAGCAAUAUGGAGGAUCGUGUUUUCUCUUCGGUUCACUCAACGGUUUUCAAAGAAUCCGAAUCGUUGGAAGGCAAGUGUGACAAAAUCCAAGGAUACGAUUUCAAUGACGGAGUAAAUUACCCAAAGCUUAUGCGAUCUAUGCUCACCACUGGGUUUCAAGCCUCAAAUCUCGGCGAAGCUAUUGAUGUCGUCAAUCUAAUGCUAGACUGGAGACUGGCUGAUGAAACCACAGUAGCUGAAGACUGUAGUGAAGAGGAGAAAGACCCAUCUUUCAGAGAGUCUGUCAAAUGUAAAAUCUUUCUGGGUUUCACUUCAAAUCUUGUUUCAUCUGGUGUUAGAGACACUAUUCGAUAUCUUGUUCAGCAUCACAUGGUUGAUGUUAUAGUCACUACAACUGGUGGCGUAGAGGAAGAUCUCAUCAAAUGCCUUGCACCUACAUUUAAAGGUGAUUUCUCUCUACCUGGCGCUUAUCUACGGUCUAAGGGAUUGAACCGAAUUGGGAACUUGCUGGUUCCUAAUGAUAACUACUGCAAGUUUGAGGAUUGGAUCAUUCCCAUCUUUGACGAGAUGUUGAAGGAACAGAAAGAAGAGAAUGUGUUGUGGACUCCUUCUAAACUGUUAGCACGGCUGGGAAAAGAAAUAAACAAUGAGAGUUCAUACCUUUAUUGGGCAUACAAGAUGAAUAUUCCAGUAUUCUGCCCUGGGUUAACAGAUGGCUCUCUUGGCGAUAUGCUGUAUUUUCACUCCUUCCGUACCUCUGGCCUUGUCAUUGAUGUAGUGCAAGAUAUCAGGGCUAUGAAUAGUGAAGCUGUCCAUGCAAGUCCAAGAAAGACAGGGAUGAUAAUCCUUGGAGGGGGCAUACCGAAGCACCACAUAUGUAAUGCCAAUAUGAUGCGUAACGGUGCAGAUUACGCCGUAUUCAUAAACACCGGGCAGGAGUUUGAUGGGAGCGACUCGGGUGCACGCCCUGAUGAAGCCGUGUCUUGGGGUAAAAUAAGGGGAUCUGCUAAAACCGUUAAGGUGUACUGUGAUGCUACCAUAGCUUUCCCUUUGUUGGUGGCUGAAACAUUUGCCACAAAGAGAGAACAAACCUGUGAGUCUAAAACGUAAAGAACUGAUUGUCGUUUAGGCCCUUGGAUUCUUACGUCGCCUUCUGCUUUUACACUGGUGAAAUAGUACCCAUAAAACACUACACAUAUUGAUGUGGCUGUGACGCAAAUUGUCGCCUUGCAGAAUGUACUUUAUUGUUUGCUCUGAUUUCAAAUUGAUUAAGAUCGUCUUUGACUAAUUAAACAUACAGGAGUUUGGUGGUCAAAUGAUCCUUUGCCUUUAAACAAUAUCAACAUCAACAAUGUAUUGUGGUU